Molecule: messenger RNA, 1180 nt
Organism: Eupeodes corollae
Lineage: Eukaryota; Metazoa; Arthropoda; Insecta; Diptera; Syrphidae
Product: transcription factor Adf-1-like
Exons: 4
Coding region: 269-1069 (266 amino acids)
Biological process (GO): regulation of transcription by RNA polymerase II
Cellular component (GO): nucleus; transcription regulator complex
Source: RefSeq, a predicted model, not a curated record
CGGAAUCGGAACUGGAAUAGAUGUCAAAGUAUUCAAUAUACGCAAAUGCAAAUGUACGAACACAACGCGACGGAACUGGAAUCGGAGCCGCAGCCGGAGUCGGAAGAGUUCACCAACUUUUAACUUUGACGUACAACACUUUUGACGUCUAUCAUUUUUGGCACAUCAAAUUUGAUUUCGUGGUUGUGUUUCUGCAAUUAAUUUUUCACUGCGGUUGUUAAAAUAAAUAAAAAAAAGUAAAAAUAAAACAAAUAAAAGUUAAAACAAAAUGGAUGAAUGUGAAAAAAUUAUCCAAGCGGUCGCUGAAAGAGACGUCCUUUGGAAUUUAGAGAACAGAAACUAUAAAAACAAUAAAAUAAAGGCAAAGGAAUGGGAAGCAAUUGCCCAACAAUUAAAUAUGCCAAUGGAAUUCAUUAAAAAAAAGUGGAGAAGUCUGCGAGACACCUACUCCAGAGCCAUCUCCAAAAAACCUGUGUCUGGACAGGCAGCCGAAUGUGAUGAUGAGGAAGUUGGGGGAAAGUAUUCGGCCCAAAUGGAAUUUUUAAGAGCACAUUUGAGACACCGACAAACAAUUGGAAAUUAUACACCGUCGCACUAUUCUUCAGAGGAAACCCUAACGCCAUCGCCAACUCCAUUAGCACCUGUUGGUAAAACUUCAAACAAAUAUUCUGAAGAAGCUCCACAAACUUCGACACAGGCCAUGGAAAACUAUGGGAAUAAUCCUGAGCCGGCUUUAAAUUCUCCUAUACAGACCAAUGUGGAUAGUGAGCCGUUUUUAAAUCCUCCUAAAAGAAGGAGAAUAGAAAAACAACAAAGUAAGAUAGAAAAAACUUUUGUUAAUACUAUGAUGACGGUUCAAGAGUUUUUGACUAAGCUCCGUGAACCGCCAUCAAUAAUUUUACAGUCUCCUUCGCCAUCCCAGCUUACUUCAGAGGACGAAUUGUUUUGCUGCUCAUUGGUGGAAAAGCUGGCAAAGUUUCCAAUUCACCUCCGAAACAGCAGCAAGUUAGAAAUGCUCCGAUUUCUAAACGAAGUUGAGCUGAAUUGGAUUCAAGAAGGAGGAGAAUAAUAUUAAUUAAAACAUGUAUCAUGUAUGUAUAUUUAAUUUCCAAGUACUGAAGACAAAUGGAAUUUUGAGUUUUGGAAGACAAUUACCUAUGCAGAGAAAUUAUGAGAAUUG